AAAACAUGUCUGGCCUCAUUUGCUGGACCAAGUCUACAGGGAGAGUGCCUGCGUGAAGUCCAGGGAAUUGUCCCCAGGUGAGGGGAGCAGGGGAGAGAAAAUGGUAGCCAUUUUUACAUUGUUUUGUAUAGUAUUUAUUGAUUCAGGAAACAAACACAAAAUUCUGAAUAAAAUGACUUGGAAACUGCCUGUUUGGGCUUCUCAUUUGUCCCCUCCCACCUGCCGCUCCUGUGGAUCGGCUAGAACUACAUUUGUUACAAUUGCCCCUACCGGUGCUUAAAAGACACUAGUGACCCGCCGUCUACAGAAAGUGUACUGCCAGUGGAUACCCCUCAGAUUAGUCCAAGUGUCACCUCCUGACAGCCUUGAACUAGCUAAGGAAUGGGGUUAAGGAGUGCGGGAAACCUAGUUUGGUUAACAAUCUUAGUGCUUGAGGUCUAACCCAGAUUGAAUGCUAAUUGGCAAUCCCCUUUGAGGGGGUAGGCAGGGCUGGUCUCAAGCUCUUGCUAUCCUGGAACUACAGACCAGGCUGUCCUGCCUCUACCUCCAGUGCUGGGCUUGAAGGUAGACACAGAUGGUGUUGAAUUUCUCACCAAUGAGGAAGGGGCCUCCUAUUCCUCUGCCUUGUAAACUUGUAAAAGUAGAGCAAGUUUUGCUUAGGGAAGAUCCUUGUGAGUCAACUGCUUCCUCUUUCACGUGGUAACUAACGUCCCUCCCACUCAAAAGACCACACUGCCAAUCACAGCUCAAUUGUGAAAACCAGUGACAAAGUGGCUGGAGCAAAGGUGUCUGAGUCAGGCUCUGGGUGGGAUUAUCUUAUAGGAAGUGCAACUUUCAUUUCCUCUUCCAAGAGAAGGCAGAGGUUAUUGGGUUGAGGAAGGAACUGGUACAGCCCAGCUGGACUCUGAGCUGCUCUACCAUGAGGUUCCAAGUGCCUUGCUUGGUCUUGCUGGGACUGCUUGUAGCCCAAGGAACAGGGAAAGACUGUCCUCGUAGAAAAGCUGCUACUCUCCUGCCAUCCUUCACGAUGACGACCACAGAAAGCACAGCCAGCCCUACGACCAGCCACAGGCCCACCACCACCAGCCACAGGCCCACCACCACCAGCCACGGAAAUGUCACGGUUCAUCCAACAAGUAAGAGUACCACUACCAGCUCCAGGCCCACAACCUCCACUCACAGCCCUGCCGUGACCACCAGUCAUGGGAAUGCCACAGUUUACCCCACCACAGACAACGGCACUGCUCCCACUCCGGGAUCCACCACCGGCCCUCCCCCCGGACCACCUCCACCCUCUCCAAGUCCUCGUCCAGGCUCCGAGGGGGCUCUUGGGAACUACACGUGGAUGAACGGCUCCCAGCCCUGUGUCCGGCUUCAAGCACAAAUUCAAAUUCGAAUCCUGUACCCGACCCAGGGUGGAGGAAAGGCCUGGGGCAUCUCGACACUGAAUCCCAACAAAACCAAGGUCCAGGGCGGCUGUGACAGUGCCGAGUCCCACCUGCCUCUCUCAUUUCCUUACGGGCAGCUCACCUUUGGAUUCAAACAGGACCUGGAGCAGAGCCCGAGUAUAUACCUCAACUACAUGGCAGUGGAAUACAACGUGUCCUUUCCACAGGCAGCACAGUGGACAUUCUCAGCUCAGAAUUCAUCUCUUCGAGAGCUCCAAGCUCCUCUGGGCCAAAGCUUCUGUUGCAGAAAUACAAGCAUAGUUCUUUCUCCAGCUGUUCACCUUGACCUGCUCUCCCUGAGGCUACAGGCUGCUCAGCUGCCCAACACAGGACACUUGGGGCCAUGUUUCUCCUGCGCCAGCGACCAAUCCCUCUUGCUCCCUCUCAUCAUUGGCCUGGUCCUCCUUGGCCUCCUCGCCCUGGUGCUCAUUGCCUUCUGUGUAACCCGGAGACGACAAUCAGCCUACCAGCCUCUCUGAGCAUUUGCUCCAAUCCACUCCGGGCCACCAAGGAGCACCCUCAUUUCUUCAAUGUGCACCUGACUCAACGAAGUUCUUCUCCUUUCCUGUCUUUAAGAACAAAAUUAGAGAUUUUGUAAUGGGGGGUUAAUAAACAGGAACCGUGUCCCAUUCCUGCUCACAAAAGGAGCAUGAAAACUUAAGAAA
Messenger RNA from Peromyscus leucopus (white-footed mouse), 2113 nucleotides. It is a transcript of the gene Cd68, whose product is annotated as CD68 molecule. The coding region runs from base 920 to 1927 and encodes 335 amino acids. The transcript is spliced from 6 exons. The record is from RefSeq and is a predicted model, not a curated record. Gene Ontology annotation, cellular component: membrane. Lineage: Eukaryota; Metazoa; Chordata; Mammalia; Rodentia; Cricetidae.